Messenger RNA from Euleptes europaea (tarantolino), 1660 nucleotides. It is a transcript of the gene CDKN2AIP, whose product is annotated as CDKN2A interacting protein. NCBI's taxonomy places the organism in Eukaryota, Metazoa, Chordata, Lepidosauria, Squamata, Sphaerodactylidae. The transcript has 3 exons. The record is from RefSeq and is a predicted model, not a curated record. Bases 1 to 1653 code for a protein of 550 amino acids. Gene Ontology annotation, cellular component: nucleoplasm; nucleolus.
AUGGCCGGCGGGGAGGCCGCCCCAGCGGCGGGGCCCGGCUCCGCGGCGGACGGUGGCGAGGGGAAAGGGCGGGGAGCCGGGGACGCCGGCGGCCUGGGCUGGGUGGAGGCGCUGCGCGGCGACUGCGAGCCCGAGCAGCACUGGCGGUACCGCCGCGAGUUCCUGGUCCGCAACGCCGAGGCCUCGUCGCUCUCGCCGGACGGGGAAGGCGGGAGCGAGAGCGCGGGAAGGCGGCGCCUCGUCUCCUUCUCCAUGGUGUGGGCCAACCACGUCUUCCUGGGAUGCCGGUAUCCUCAACAAGUGAUGGAAAAAGUGCUGGACAUGGCUGCAGGCAUCACAGUCACCAAUGCUCCAACCCACACUCUGAGAGACGAACUGGUUGCCAAGGUGAAACGAGGCAUAUCAAGUAGCAAUGAAGGGCUAGAAGAGCCUUGCAAGAAGCGAGCUGUGGGCACAGACAAAGCUUCUGAAGAUAGCAGAAGUGAUGCAAAGCCUACCAAGGCAGAAGUGCCCAUGGAAACAGGCGCUGAACUUAUGAAAAACACAGAAAAAGAGGGAGCAAAAGAUCCAGAGAAGCCACAAUCUUCCGCCGUGGCUCAGAAGGUGGCUGCUACGGCAUCACCAGCUGUGGCAUCGCCAGCCGUGGCUCAGAAGGCAGCAGCUGUGGCGUCGCCAGCCGUGGCUCAGAAGGCGGCAGCUGUGGCGUCGCCAGCCGUGGCUCAGAAGGCGGCAGCUGUGGCAUCGCCAGCCGUGGCUCAGAAGGUGGCGGCAUCACCAGCAGUGGCUCAGAAGGCGGUGGCGCCAUUGCCAGUGGUGGCUACGGCGUCACCGGCCAUGGCUCAGAAGGCGGUGGCUACGGCGUCACCAGCCAUGGCUCAGAAGGUGGUGGCUACAGCAUCGCCGGCCGUGGCUCAGAAGGUGGUGCCCAUGGCACCUUCAGCUGGAGUAAAAGUAGAACCUAGGCUUGCUAAUUAUGAAUCCACAACAGUCACUAGGCACAAAUCAGUUCUGGCUUCUUCUAUAUCUGGCCCUGAAUCAAAGAUAAAUUAUUGCUUAACCAAACCUUCAGACUCCAAAUCUGAAAGCGCAUUACCACCUGAAAAGAAAGACAGUUCAGAAAGUACUGCAGUGUUAGCUUCGAAAAGCAGUUCACAUGUGAGUGCAGUCCCUGUCAAAGUGCCACUGAAAUUGUUAACAAGUGAAGAUGCAAAAGAGAGGCAACCAUUCUUCAAUAGACUAUACAAAGCCGUUGCUUGGAAGCUGGUUGCUGUCGGAGGCUUUAGUCCCACUGUCAAUCAUGUAGAACUUCUAAACUCGUCUAUUCUGUCCGUAAAGGCAACAUUAGAUGUUGAUUUUGUUCCACUGAAAGAGCUUACAGAUUUACCUCAGAACAAAAGCUCUCAGGAAAGUGUGGUUUGUGAACUGAGAUGCAAAUCUGUAUAUUUGGGUACUGGUUGUGGGAAAAGUAAGGAAAAUGCCAAAGCGGUAGCUUCACGGGAGGCACUGAAAUUAUUCCUCAAGAAAAAGGUUAUUGUGAAAUUAUGUAAAAGAAAGUACAAAGGAAGGGAAGUUGAAGAUUUGGUGCUUCUUGAUGAAGAAUCAAAACCAUUAAAUUUACCUCCAGCUUUAAGAAACCCUCAAGAAAUAUUGUAGAACAGUG